This is a messenger RNA of Gopherus evgoodei (Goodes thornscrub tortoise), 1641 nucleotides long. RefSeq names its product olfactory receptor 14A16-like. The coding region runs from base 645 to 1565 and encodes 306 amino acids. Lineage: Eukaryota; Metazoa; Chordata; Testudines; Testudinidae. Gene Ontology annotation, cellular component: membrane. Gene Ontology annotation, molecular function: G protein-coupled receptor activity; olfactory receptor activity. The transcript has a single exon. The record is from RefSeq and is a predicted model, not a curated record. Gene Ontology annotation, biological process: G protein-coupled receptor signaling pathway.
ACUCCUGGCCAGGAUUUUCAGCUCCGGGAGGGGUGUUGGAUUUACUGGGUUAGUACAGGGAGCGAACUGGGAGUCAGGACUCCUGGGUUCUUUUCCAAGCUCUGGGAGGGAGUUUAGUUGAGUGGUUAGAGAAGCAGAAGGGAACCAGAACGUCUGUCUCUCACAGCGAGAGUGGAAAUCUGGCUAGAACAGUGGGUAGAGCAUAAGAGCUCCUGGGCUGUAUUCCUAACUCGAGUUUACUGUGUAAUUAUGACUGGGUUGGGUCACCUCCAUGUGAAAUGCUGCUCCAGGUUAGAGGAGUAUAAAGUGGGAGUAAUUCCAUGGCAUGCAAUGAAAUUACUCACAUUUGCAGCAGUGCCCCUGACAGCAGAAUAUGGCCAGCCAGACCCCCAAUGCCCCUCAAUAAACUGAGGGUAGUAACAUUUAUACAUUGUUAUCUGUAGUUCGCCCACAUCUGAGUGACAGAGGUAUACAAACACCUUGAAAGCAAUUGUUCCUAAUUUUUCUCUCCAUCACCCUCAUGUAAAUUAGGAGUAACUGCACUGGAGUCCAUUGAGCUGAUUCUACUUUCUCUCACCCCAGUGUAAAUCAGGAGUAACUCCACUGGAGUCAGUGGGGCUGUUUUCCCCAUCCUGAGAAAGAAAAUGUCCAACCGAACCACCGUGACUGAGUUCCUUCUGCUGGGAUUCUCUGAAGUUUGGGAGCUGCAGAUUUUGCACUUUGUGGUGUUUCUAGUGAUUUACCUGACAGCCCUGGUGGGGAAUCUUCUCAACUUCAUGGUUAUAGUCUUUGACCACAACCUUCACACCCCCAUGUACUUCUUCCUUUUGAAUCUGUCCAUUGUAGACCUUGGCUCCAUCUCUGUCACCAUCCCCAAAUCCAUGGCCAAUUCCCUCAUGAACACCAAGUCCAUUUCCUAUGCUGGAUGUGUUACUCAAGUCUUUUUCCUCAUCUUCUUGCUGGUAGCAGAUUAUACCCUUCUUACCGUCAUGGCGUAUGACCGAUAUGUCACCAUCUGCCAACCACUGCACUAUGAGACAAUGAUGAACAGCAGAGCUUGUGUCCAAAUGGCAGUUGGUGCCUGGAUCAGUGGGAUUCUCUACUCUAUGCUACACACUGGGAACAUGUUUGCAUUGAACUUCUGUGGAGGCAACAUGGUGGAUCAGUUCUUCUGUGAGAUCCCCCAGCUACUCAGGCUCACCUGCUCUGACUCAUAUAUGAGUGAAGUUGGGGUUAUUGCCUUUAGUAUAUGUUUCGUCUUAGGCUGCUUUAUUUUUAUCACUGUGUCGUAUGUUCAGAUCUUCAAAUCAGUGUUGAGAAUCCCCUUUGAGCAAGGCCGGCAUAAAGCCUUUUCCACCUGCCUUCCUCACCUCACUGUGGUCUCCUUGUUUGUUUGCACUGGCGUUUUUGCCUACCUGAAACCCACCUCCAGCUCCCCAUCUGCUCUGGAUCUUGUGAUGGCUAUUCUUUAUUCUGUAUUGCAACCAAUCAUGAAUCCAAUUAUCUACAGCAUGAGGAACAAGGAGAUAAAAGCUGCCCUGAGGAGACUGACUGGGUGUAGGUAAUUCACCAAGAAUUAAUUUUCUGUCUUUAUCUAAUAAAAGUUUGCUUAUGUAGUAUUUGUUCAUUAAUGUAGGUUAU